Messenger RNA from Dendronephthya gigantea, 4420 nucleotides. RefSeq names its product fibrillin-2-like. The transcript has 27 exons. The record is from RefSeq and is a predicted model, not a curated record. The coding region runs from base 518 to 3502 and encodes 994 amino acids. Lineage: Eukaryota; Metazoa; Cnidaria; Anthozoa; Malacalcyonacea; Nephtheidae. Gene Ontology annotation, molecular function: calcium ion binding; serine-type endopeptidase inhibitor activity.
ACACUUCCUCCUCCACAUGUACAACCCUUACCAGUCACUAGCCCUCAGGCUCUCACUUGUUCGUCGCUUCAUAUAGCGACAAUAGCGUCCUCGGUUUUUGAAACCUGCACGCCCAAAUCAGCAGAUCUUCGAAGGGCGUUUCGCCUGCGCUGGAAAGGUUAUAGCAAACAUCCUUUUAUAUAUAUCCCAUUUCAAUAAUUUUUUUAAAAGCGUUUGCUUUCAAAUCCCGGGAUAGGCGCAAAAACCAAUAAAAAAUGAGAUAACAUGAUAACAAAUGCAAACACAAUUAAUCUUCCCCUUCCCUAAGCCCUAAGGCCUAAACUACCUUGUUUCACUAGAAUAACCGCGAUGAAUAAGUUCCGCGAUUAGUUCAGAUCUUAUCUCACUUACACAAUACAAUUAAGUUGAAAGUUGAUAUCCUGAUGAUAUAAACGGCAACUGAAUAUCGUACCAAAUACGCAGUUUACAUUUCCGUUUCAUGCUCGCAGUGGCUUGUUCUGGAACUCUCUUAUUUUGAAUGUCCGUAAAAAUGAAGACACACAUCGUAUUUUUGGUUUUUGCGCUUUUAUCCCUCCUGGCAAAGUCGUGUACUGCUUUCAGAGGUAGGUCAUGUGGAAAAAGGCAUUUGGAUGCGCCUGGUACCCUCACAAGUCCUCGCCAUCCUAAUCUCUACCCUAAAAGUACCGACUGUGAAUGGACUAUUUCCACUACUCAAGGGAAAAUUCUAACACUGCGAUUUUCUACUUUUGCUUUUGAACGUCAUCCUAGCUGUGAAUAUGAUCGUUUGGAAAUUUAUGACGGUGAUUCCACGUCUGCCAGGAGAAUAGGGCGAUAUUGUGGGAAUCAAGUACCAAGUAAACUGGUUUCAUCUGGAUCAAAAAUUCAUAUCGUCUUUCACUCGGACUCUGGCGUUGAGGCGCGAGGAUUCGCCCUGCAAUUCACAAGUUCUUACGGAUGUGACCGUGUCUUCACAAGAGACUCUGGUGAGAUAGUAUCGCCCAAUUUUCCCGGAAACCAUCCUCAACCAACUCAGUGUAACUAUCGAAUUAACGUCACAAGUGGCUGGACAAUCCGAUUGACUUUUGAAGAAUUUCAUUUGGAAGACCCAGCCAAUGGAUGUGAAUAUGAUUAUGUCGAGGUUUAUGACGGUCCUACUGAUCAAUCCCCGAAAUUGGGAAGAUAUUGUGGUGAAACGAAGCCUAUCGUUAGGCCGUCAACCCGGAAUCAGAUGCUUAUCAGAUUUGUUGCUGACGCAACUGUAACAAGAACAGGUUUUCGAAUAAAAUACAUCGCAAAAGGAGCUUCUACGAAUGAUAUAUGUAACAGACCAGCAUACACAGGUGACUGUCGUGCUGGCUUUGAUCGUUGGUUCUACAACACAGUCACUAAAAAAUGUGAGACUUUUAUUUAUGGUGGCUGUGAUUCAAAUGGAAAUAAUUUUGAAACUGAAGCUGAGUGUGCAAGAAAAUGCCAGGGAAGGACAGACGCAGAUAUUAACGAAUGUUCCCGAAGUAACGGGGGAUGUGACCAGGCAUGUCAUAAUACAUUGGGGAGUUUUUUCUGUUCUUGCUGGAAAGGCUACCGAAUUGGGGCUGAUGAACGCACGUGUGAAGAUGUGAAUGAAUGUUCUCUCGGUCGUGACGUCCAUCAUUGUGAACACAACUGUACGAAUAUGCCUGGAGGUCAUUAUUGCACCUGUUCUCCUGGAUUUCGACUAAGUGCCAAUGGAAAAACUUGCAAUGAUAUCGAUGAAUGUAUUGUUGGUAGUCUGGGUGUAUGUGAACAAGAGUGUAUCAAUUUGCCGGGAAGUUUUAAAUGUUCGUGUUUUCGUGGGUAUGAACCGUAUCCUGGGAGAUCAAAGCGAUGCAGAGAUAUUAACGAAUGUGAUUUGGAUUUGCCUGAUUGUCAUGCGUGUACUAAUCUUGAAGGAAGUUAUCAAUGUGAGUGCCGUAGAGGUUUCAACUUGAGCGAGGACAAGAAAUCAUGUAUUGACAUUGACGAAUGUCUUGUAAAUAAUGGAGGAUGCUCGCAGUUGUGUAUCAAUCAACCUGGAGAUUACAAAUGUCAUUGUAAAAAAGGGUUUUAUCCGACGGACAUCCAAUCGAUAAACUGCGAAGAUAUAGAUGAGUGCUCUGGCAAUAACGGCAAAGGAAACUGUUCAUACCAGUGUAGCAAUUCCAUUGGUUCAUUCAACUGCUCAUGUCCAGAUGGCUAUGAACUAGGGGAUGAUCAGUUGACUUGUUUCGAUAUCGAUGAAUGCUUAGUGAAUAAUGGCGGAUGUAAUCAGAAAUGUGUUAACUUGCCUGCAUCUUAUGAAUGCGCUUGUUAUGAUGGUUAUAACGAGAUUGGUAAAAAUGGAAGUGAUGUUGUAUGCAGAGAUAUAGAUGAAUGCACUACUGGACGCCACGAGUGUGAUACUAGGCUUGGCGCAACAUGUCUCAAUACAAUUGGAAAUUACUCCUGCGUUUGUCCAAGUGGUUAUCUUGCUGACUGGAACAAAUGUGUCGAUAUUAACGAAUGCCUUGAUGUGAAUAAACAUGGCUGUCACCAUGUUUGUAAAAACACUCCUGGAAGUUUCUAUUGUACGUGCUUGGAAGGAUAUUCUCUGCUCCCCAACACGAAAAUCUGUGCAGACAUAAACGAGUGCGCUGAUUCACCAUGUUCUCAUGGGUGCGUUAAUUUUGUUGGGAGCUUUUACUGUGAGUGCAACAGAGGCUUUCAGCUUGGUAAUGACAGCAGAACCUGUGAAGAUAUAAAUGAAUGUGAAAUCGCCAAUGGUCUUUGUGCUCAUAACUGUAUCAAUACGAACGGAAGCCACAAAUGCGAAUGUCGCCAUGGCUACAACUCAUUGAACAAGGGAUUAGUUUGUAAAGAUAUUAACGAGUGUUUGGAGGAGACAGCAUGCUGUGAUAGUUUAUGUAACAACCGUGAUGGUGGAUAUUCAUGCAGCUGUCUCGAUGGUCAUUUCUUGUCAAAAGAUAAUUGUACUUGCCAAGAUAGAAACGAAUGCAUGACGAACAAUGGUGGCUGUGAGCACAUCUGCAACAACACAAAAGGUGGAUUUAGUUGUUCAUGCCGUCCUGGGUAUCAAAAAGAUCCAAAUGAUGCAAGCCGUUGUCUGGAUAUAAACGAAUGUGAAAGGGAAAAUGGAGGUUGCUCUCAAAUAUGCAACAACACUGAGGGAAGCCACGAAUGUCAUUGCAGACCAAUAUUCAAAUUAGCAGCUGACGGAAAGACUUGUGAUCAUUGCCCAACCUGUGAGACGUUUGAAAGUGUAAUCAACAUCAUUGAGCAACUUCAGCUUGAGGUGAAGGCUCUUCAAGACUGGAAAUCUCGUUCUUCUGCUCAAAGCAACGAAUGUGUUUACAAAGGAAAGACGUAUAAAAACAGUGAUGAUUGGAGGGACGGUGAUUGUCGUAGGUGCUUAUGUCAGGAUGGUCAGGUGAUAUGUUUUCAAGAUAAGGAUUGUUUCCAAUCAGAUUCUUCGCAGAAAUCACCAUAGAAAUAUUAUGCCACUGAAACUUUGAGAAAAAGGAAAGAGUUAACUAAAGUUAAAAGAGAAAGUAUGGAAUAUAUACACACUUCGUGAAACGUUGCACUGUUACCGCUCUGUAGAACUUAAAGUAUAAUAUAGAUAGAGACCAAUAUCUGGGGGUUAAUGAAAGUCUUACUGUAAUAAUUCAUAAUUAAUGUAGUUUAUAUGUUGAGAUUCAUCAGUAUAAAGGAUUUGUGAAUGUCUGGCAACUUAGCAAAACAACAACACAAUGAAACAUUUUUGUGGCAUAAAUUGGGCAGGAAGCGCGCGAAAAAAGGUCUAGAGGCUCUAAUUAACCUAAGUUUUACCUAACAGGAGGACCUCUAAGUUGCAGAGGGUGUGGGCCAGCUCUGUGCAUGUUCAGUGAGUUGAGACCUGAUGAUCCAGGGACCACCAUUAGUAUACUAUGACACUAAGCUAGGGCACUCAAAACCCGACAGAGCAUGGUUUUUCUAAAGGAACAGGCGGUGAGGCAGACCCCUGCAUGUUCAGAUUCCGUCGGUUCGAACUAAAAUAUGAUAAGCAAACAGACUAACUAUGCUAUAACAUGAGUAUUAUUAGCGUGCAAUAUGACCACUAAACCGAUUUUAGCAGCGUUUAUCGAAACACUUAGCGCAGGUUUUGGUGCGCGAGGGUGCGUUACAUGCGUACACUAGACAAAUGAGUUAUAUACACCGAUUACAACAGAUUCUUAAUCAUGCAUGAAAUAAAGCGCAGAUUAUUAAUCCUUUUGUGUGAAACAUUUAGCGGAACAAUUGCUAACUGAAACAACGUAUUAUCUAUGUACUUACUUUGGUUUGCAGAAGCACCAACUUUAACUAAAAUACGCGUAGACAUAUAGCUUUGAUCGAGGUAGAAUACAGAUAGAAAUUUUGUCUCACAAUG